Molecule: messenger RNA, 684 nt
Organism: Neoarthrinium moseri
Lineage: Eukaryota; Fungi; Ascomycota; Sordariomycetes; Amphisphaeriales; Apiosporaceae
Exons: 1
Coding region: 1-684 (227 amino acids)
Biological process (GO): xylan catabolic process
Molecular function (GO): hydrolase activity, hydrolyzing O-glycosyl compounds
Source: RefSeq, a predicted model, not a curated record
AUGGUUUCUGCUUCUGCGUUCUUCGUCGCCUGCACGGCUAUUGCCGGUGUUGUGGCCGCGCCUGCCGGCCUCGAGCCUCUGGACGGUCUUCACGAGAAGAUUCAGAGGUCAACUCCUGCCGGAACCGGCACGAACAAUGGCUUCUUCUACUCGUUCUGGACCGACGGAGGCGGCAGUGUCACCUACAACAACGGACCCGCUGGUUCGUACGAUGUGCAAUGGAGCAACGUCAACAACUUUGUUGCCGGCAAGGGCUGGAACCCAGGUUCUGCCCGCGUCAUCACAUACAACGGUACCUGGAACGGUGCCAACGUCAACAGCUAUCUGUCCGUCUACGGCUGGACCAGGAACCCCCUGAUCGAGUACUACGUCGUCGACACGUAUGGCACGUACAACCCAGGCUCUCAAGCCCAGAAGAAAGGUCAAGUCACCAGUGACGGAGGCACCUACGAUAUCUACCAGACCAAGCGUGUCAACCAGCCGAGUAUCGAUGGUACCGCGACCUUUGAUCAGUUCUGGAGCGUCCGCACUAGCAAGCGUGUUGGGGGCACCGUCACCGUGCAGAAUCACUUUGAUGCUUGGGCCAAGUAUGGCUUGAAGCUUGGCACCCACAACUACCAGAUUGUUGCCACCGAGGGUUACCAAAGCAGUGGGAGUGCCAAGAUCACUGUCUCGGGCCCAUAG